This is a messenger RNA of Molossus molossus (Pallas's mastiff bat), 811 nucleotides long. RefSeq names its product chromosome unknown C9orf153 homolog (gene CUNH9orf153). Bases 29 to 811 code for a protein of 260 amino acids. The transcript is spliced from 3 exons. Lineage: Eukaryota; Metazoa; Chordata; Mammalia; Chiroptera; Molossidae. The record is from RefSeq and is a predicted model, not a curated record.
AGAAAUUAGAGAAUAAAAUGCCAGCACGAUGUUCCUCAGCAGAGAUGCCGAUUCAAGUAAAGACGAUGAGGAGACCGAGUUUCCUGCGUGCUCCCUGCCAGAAUUAUAUGCACUUGCUGAGAAUUUUAAUAAGAAGAGCAAGAAAUCAAGUCGCCUAAAAACUCAUGGCAUGUCACCAAGCGAAGCACAGAAAAUACUUAGUCAAAACCUGAAUGCCAUGUCAUUCACCAGCGGGACUGAUUUGAGAGAAGAUCCCCAAUCUGUGCUCACGUGCAAGGUGGUUAGAAAAGAGGAGGAGAGGCCAGCAUCACUGACUGAACUCCUGCACCGCAGCCUACUGACCACCUUGCACUCAGAACUCGACAGACUCGCCAAGUCCCAGCAGAGACUCGCUCAGCACGGCAUCCCUCCUCCCUUGCACACCUUUCCUUAUGAGAUUCUAAUCGAGAACUCCAAUUUUUGGGCCACGACACGGAAGAGGAUUCAAAAUUUCAGAAGAUCAUCCAAGCCGAGCUUUUCCCGCUCCAAGCCAGACAAGUUUUUAUUUGAAGAUAAGAUUUCUGAAUACUUAUUAGUUGAACCAGAAAAACAAUUCAUGGAUCUAAGGGAUCUGGAAUGGAAAUAUUACAAGGGGAUCACAAAGUGGGCACGCAAAACUUCGGCUUCAUAUACAAACAUACAGUACAACAGUGAGAAGAGAUUUGUAGAGAGUCAGGAGAUGCCUGAUGUUAUUUUCCCUCCUCUGGUUCGUAGGUCUUUGAUUGUGUGUUCUCAAAUUGAUAAUGAACAGAAUGUACUUUCUUUUUCUUAA